Molecule: messenger RNA, 3773 nt
Organism: Artibeus jamaicensis (Jamaican fruit-eating bat)
Lineage: Eukaryota; Metazoa; Chordata; Mammalia; Chiroptera; Phyllostomidae
Gene: PRELP
Product: proline and arginine rich end leucine rich repeat protein
Exons: 3
Coding region: 173-1312 (379 amino acids)
Cellular component (GO): extracellular exosome
Molecular function (GO): protein binding; heparin binding
Source: RefSeq, a predicted model, not a curated record
GUCAAGCAAACACAAGCACACUAGCACCACUGGGAGAUCAGAACUUCUAGCUGGCUCUCUGCUGCCACAGCUCCACCGAAGGGUGGGGGAGGAAGAGGAGGAGGGAGCCUUGCCGGGGACUAACCCAGAGCUGAGAGCAGAGGCAGGUGUAUGCAGGCACAUCAUCUGGAUCAUGAGGCCAUCCCUCUUCUUGAUCCUCCCACUUCUCUUCAUCUUGGCCUCAGUGACCCAAGGCCAGCCAACAAGACGACCAAGACCCAGGCCCAGGCCCAGACCUAGGCCCAGGCCCACUCCCAGCUUUCCUCAGCCCCGUGAGCCACUGGAGCCUACAGACCUGCCUCCGCCCCUCCCACCAGGCCCUCCAUCUAUCUUUCCUGACUGUCCCCGGGAAUGCUACUGCCCGCAUGAUUUCCCAUCUGCCCUCUACUGUGAUAGCCGCAACCUUAGAAAAGUCCCCAUCAUCCCAUCCCGAAUCCAUUACCUCUAUCUCCAGAACAAUUUCAUAACUGAGCUCCCAGUAGAGUCCUUCAAGAAUGCCUCAGGCCUGAGAUGGGUCAACCUGGACAACAACCGAAUUCGAAAGGUAGACCAGAAGGUGCUGGACCAACUGCCCAGCCUGGCAUUCCUCUACAUGGAAAAGAACCAGCUGGAAGAGGUGCCCUCUGCCCUCCCCCCAAACUUGGAGCAACUGAGGCUAAGCCAGAACAAGAUCUCCAAGAUCCCUCCUGGUGUCUUCAGCAGGUUGGAGCACCUACUGCUCCUGGAUCUCCAACACAACAAGCUAAAUGAUGAAGUCCUCAGGCCAGACACCUUCAAGGGCCUCAAGAGCCUCAUGCAGCUCAACUUGGCCCACAACACCCUGAGAAAGAUGCCACCCAAGGUCCCCACAGCCAUUCACCAGCUCUACCUGGACAGCAACAGAAUAGAGUCGAUCCCUAAUGGAUACUUCAAGUCCUUUCCCAACCUGGCCUUCAUUCGCCUUAACUAUAACAAGCUCUCUGACCGGGGGCUCCCCAAGAACUCCUUUAACAUCUCCAACCUGCUUGUGCUCCACCUGUCACACAACAAGAUCAGCAAUGUGCCUGCCAUUAGCAACAAACUGGAGCACCUAUACCUCAACAACAACAGCAUUGAGAAGAUCAAUGGAACUCAGAUUUGCCCCAACAACCUGGUCACCUUCCAUGACUUCUCCUCGGAUCUGGAGAAUGUGCCACACCUCCGCUACCUGAGGCUGGAUGGGAACUACCUGAAGCCACCCAUCCCGCUGGACCUCAUGAUGUGCUUCCGCCUGCUGCAGUCUGUGGUCAUCUAGGUCUUGCUCUGCCCUGGGUCUCUUCUGACCACAUUUGAAUGCUGGUGGCCCAGGCACCUGAGCUCCCCAUUUGUUUUCUCUAUCCUCCUGUCUUUCUCCCAGCUUUGCCUUUCUUAUCCAACCUUGCUGAAGUAGGACAGGCCACAUAUUGCUGCACCUGCAGCUUCUAGGGAAAGACUUCCCAGGCCUGGGUUGGGUCCACCCAGCCUAAAGACACCCACUGUAUACCCAAACUUCUGACCCCAGAAGCACAGAUGUCUGCCUAAAGAUUUAAUAGUCCCUUCUCUCCUCACCUUCCCCUGUCACUCCUGGGUGAAUCUGGACCUGGACUGACAUCUGGACCUCAGUCCUGGUGAACCAGGAAAAUGGCCAGGGGUGGCCAGGAGGUGAGGCUCACAAAGUCCUGCACAAGACUCCUUUGUGGGCAACUCUGACCUCACAGGGCCAAAAAACUCAGGCUUUGUUGGCCAAGGAUGAUCCGUCUUGCAAAACUGCUGCUCCACCACUUGUUUGCUGGCACCAGACAUCACACUGGCUCUCUGCCAGCUUGUGUUCUCAAAAAGAAAGUGCAAGGACAUGGACAGGGAGGGCAGAGGGUCAGCAUUCCCACAAGGACCUGCAUCUGGCCUACUCUCCAUAGGGGGAAGCUAAGGCCCUCUUUCUCCAGGGUGAACAUAGCUCACACUCUUCUAAAUGGGCCCCUGUGGUCCAAGAGGGAAAGCAGGGAGAAAUAGUCCAGGAGAAGAAUGACUCAGAUUCUAAGAAUUGGCCAGCGGGGGAGGGGUGGGAGUCAGAGCCCUGGAAUGGGCCAGUGAGGUUGCAAAUGGGUCCUGCAGCCCCCUUGGCCACUCUGAACAAGAGGCCUGGUGCCUGGGGAACACAAUGUCCACUGUGGAGGGUGCAGAGUCACCAACCCCACCCUGACAUCUGUUCUCUAUCAACAUGGAUGGCCUAACCCUUUCCACCCGCAGAGAAAUUUCUGAGAAACCUGCAAGAAGGGGUGGGGCACCUGGAAAUUUCCCAGAAGCCUCUUCCUUGUGUUCAAAUUAGCCUCCUCUCUAAGACAGACACAUCAGUGACACCUGGUGGCUGGUGCAGGUCACAGAUGGCUCCUCCCCUUCAUCUCUCUGGGGGUAAGUUUCAAGUUUAAGAGUUCCAACUUGAAGAGCCAGGAGCCAUGUGCAUGAUCUCUCCCUCUCUCCUCUGGGGUCUAAAGGGCACAGAGCUACAGUGGCCCUAAGGUGGGACUUGAGAGUGGCUCAUUCCAUCAUGUGUGAGCACCAGUGGGAACCUUAGGGACCAGCAGAGAAUGUGGUCUCUUCCCCUUCACUCUCUGAACUUGUGGUGCAUUCUGCUCUCAGCUCCCAUACUCUGUAAACCCCUCUAAGUCCCCUCUAGCACUCAUGUUCCAUUCUGUGGCUCUGCCCUUUAGACCUUGUUCUAAUGCAAGACAAGUCCUAAAUAUUAUCCACUUUCCUUGCAGUUAUUUAUUCCCUGUAUGGAUGUCCCUCCCUCAGCCUUCCCACCCUCCCUGUCUGACCCAGGUGAAGCUUGGCUGACCUCCAAGGGAGCCUGGGUCCCAAAAUCUCACCUGCAUCUUCCCCUGACCUGCCUCUAAGGGAUGCUGCUCCUCUACAGUCCUUGAGUGUAUAUGUUGGUGGGGUGGGGUGGAUGUUCUAGAAAUGAGUAGUACAUAGUUGCCCACCCUCAAGAUGGGUUGAGCAAAAGUACAGAGAUUUUUAAGAAACUGUACUAAGCUAGACCCCUAACUUCAAAAAGUUUCCAUUAUACUCAUUCUCAAUUUCUCUUUUUCUAAUUCACAGAAAACAGAGCCCAUUCAAUCCUAGCCUCCUUCACUAUGCUCCUAUAAACUGCCUCAUUCUUCUGACCUACAGCUGGUUUCUCCAAGGCUCCUGCUUAAAGUCAAUAUAGUAUUGUGGCUAUAGGCAACCUGGUGCUCUGGCCUGGAUAAACCCCCUUCUGCGCCUUAUUCACCUCUUUCAACCUCAGCUGCUCUGACGAGGCCCUGGGGGAACACAGCUCCAUGGCUCAGUGGAGGGGGGUCAUCCCCCUGCUUCUGCAAACCCCAACUAGUUUGUUUCAGCAACAACACAAUCACCAUCAUCCCAUAACACCAUCUAGAAUAAAUGCUCCCUCCAUCACUUUCUGCAGCUGUAAGCCAGAGAGGAUUGAGUUAAACUGAUUACAGCAAACCCUGUCCCCCACUGCACUCCCACACACAUACACAAUGUGCUGAUUUCCCUUGGAUUUCAGGAAGCCUCUCCUCCACACACAACUGUAUCUCCCAGUGCUGUUGGUAUCUACAUAUACAGGUGUGUAAGUAGGAGUAUAUGUGUACUCUGUUCAUAUAGCUGUUUUGGAAGACCACAUUAACUUUGUGACACAACUUUUGCAUUCCAACAUGCUUCACAGCAGAAGAAAUAAAGUAAUAUCAAAAACA